Zingiber officinale is the source of this 2281-nucleotide messenger RNA. RefSeq lists its product as uncharacterized. The record is from RefSeq and is a predicted model, not a curated record. Bases 1409 to 2281 code for a protein of 290 amino acids. NCBI's taxonomy places the organism in Eukaryota, Viridiplantae, Streptophyta, Magnoliopsida, Zingiberales, Zingiberaceae. The transcript is spliced from 2 exons.
ACCUAGAUACCAUCUUCUUUGGGAGGCAUGAUCCGAGCGGCAACUGCAGACCCAGCCUGACUAAACGAAGCCAAAUAGCGAAGAUGUUUGUGCCGAUCAGAAACUGGGGAGUAUAUGUAGGGUCCGAUCGGUCGUGUAAACACUGAAGACGCUAUUUGUCCAGUCAGUCGGACUUACAACCUCCUUCGACUAGACUUGAGGGGAGGCUUGUGAUGCGGUGAUAUAGGGAGGUCCACCUGGCACGGUGUUAACUGCCGAGAUGGAGGUCAAAGUCAAGGUGAUCAACGCCAGGGCGUCAAAGGGUCGAACGGAUGACGAUUGCAACGGCCGGUCGGGACAAUCAAUGCCCGACCGGUGGGAGACAUGUUCGAGCGGACCACCCGUCCGGCUCGGGAUAAUAUGAUAAGAUAAUCAAACGCUCAAGAUUGAGCAACAGGACGCCAAGGAGACCGGAGAGCUUGUACGAAUGGGAGGGGUAUGCUACUACACAGUCACCGCAGGGAAGAGUAGUGAAGUGUCCCGGCCGAGCGGCUACCCCGCUCGGCCAAGCAGCAGGACCAUUGUCGUAUCUCUCGAUAUCCUUCUGGGAGAUAGUAUCGCUGACACGAGGUAUAGACAACAGGUAGAUCGUACGACGGAAAUUUCUACUGUCUUGUCAGGCAUAUCCUGUUAACGUAUAGUGUCAGAGAUACUUUCUUGACAGAUUCUUCAUAGGAUAUAUUGGAGAACGUGCUCAUGUCUCGAGGAGUGUACAAGUUGCCCACCAGGAGUCAAUCACUGGCGGAGGUACGCGUUAUUCACUGUUUGCACUAAAGUUACUGUUGCUCCGCUUUCUUCCAUUAUUCCGGUGACUGACUUGAGCAUCGGAGGGCCAACGCCGGGACCCCUUCCCUGGCUCCGCACUGACGUUACUUGUUUUGUAGUGCGAAGCGAGGUCUACAACCGGUCAACGAAGCCGCCACAUCCCCAGCUUUCCACCUUCCCGCUUUCGAACAGGAUCAAUGGAAAAUACCAACCGUAAGUUAUUGCAAGAUCCUAAGUUCAACCUAAGCCUCCAUUGAUCAAUGAGGUUUACUCCUAUACGUAUAAAAAUCAAAUUCUAUAGCCACCAUUUGUUGUACCAUUCCUUGGACUUAAAACUAAUGAUGAAAAUCCAAAGCUAAGAGCAUCUCCAAUGGUGAGAACUCUAUAAGAGCUAUUUUUUAUAGUCUCAAAUAUGUCACCUCAAUGACACAUCAAAAAUAUAAAAACCUAUUACUCUCUUCACAGUAAGAGAAAAAAAAAUCUCCAUAUAAUUUUUUUUGGACCUUACAUUAUCAAUUUUUUUUAUUUUUUUUAUUUUUGUAUAUUAUUAGUCCUACCCAUAUUACUAAUUUUAAGAUGGAAGAAUAGGUUGAAAAUUUCUAUAAUGGUGAGAGCUUUUUUCUUUUACCAUUUUAUUUCACAAAUCUCUUUAAAAAUCAGAUGUCCUGAAUCAACAGUCAAACUGUUAGUUAACAAUAACUGUGAGGCUCAUGCAAUCUGCCAUCAGUAUCUCUCAUUUAUUGACGCCAUUAAUGCAUCUCUCAAAGGCAGCUUCUUUUUGUAUGACCCUGCAGACUGGAAAAUCCUGUUGGAACGCUAUCAGUUUCACUCUCUCCAUCUCUCAUAUUUGGUUGAUCAGAGGAGGUUGUCGAUGGCAGCAGACGUGAGUUACUUUGCUGAGAGGGAGGAAGGUGAGGGGAAGAGGGAGCUUGUCACCAGGGAUUUGCUUGGCGGUGGUGGGGUCUCGCUUAAAUCCGCCGAGGUCGACCUCGAGCUCAGAGUUCCUGAUGGAUGGGAGAGGCGGCUAGACCUAGUGUCGGGAAAGACUUACCUCCAGAAGCGCGAACUGCAUCCGGCGCACUGCCAUCAACACAACCUCAACCUCGCGCUUCCUCCGCCGUCCACCGCGGAGCUCUUCCCGGAGGUCAACGCUGGAGUGCCGCCGUCCAGGUACCAGAGCGUGUGCACCCUCGAGAAGGUGCGGUCCGCCCUCCAGCGCGCUGGCCACCGCCCCUACGACUCCCCCUUAACUCCUUCCUCGCCGUCGACCGGCGUCGACUGCUCGGCGAAGCGGAUGGCAACAGGUGAUCGGGAACUCGACGAGCUGUCGCCCGCGAUAGCCAGGUGCCCGGGUUGCCUACUCUACGUGCUCGUGUCGCCGGCGGCGCGGCGGUGCCCUAGGUGCGCGGCGCACCUCGCGGUCGACGGCGAGGCCAACAAGAGACACAAGUUUGACCUGAACUCGCCGAACCAUUGA